This is a messenger RNA of Andrographis paniculata, 2199 nucleotides long. Its product is annotated as ABC transporter G family member 15-like. Gene Ontology annotation, cellular component: membrane. The record is from RefSeq and is a predicted model, not a curated record. Lineage: Eukaryota; Viridiplantae; Streptophyta; Magnoliopsida; Lamiales; Acanthaceae. Gene Ontology annotation, molecular function: ATP binding; ABC-type transporter activity; ATP hydrolysis activity. The transcript has 9 exons. Bases 31 to 2199 code for a protein of 722 amino acids.
GAUUAGAUUAGAUUAGAUAGAUCGAUCAUCAUGGAAGUGGAGGUGGUCGCCAUGGGCGGAGGAGGGAGGAGGAGCAGCAGCCCAAGUGCAGAUGCAGAAGCCGAAGCUAGCACCAACACCAACACUGGCGGGGAUAAGGAUAAAGACAAGGAGAGGGAUGCAGGGGCAUACGGUGGGGGUGGGGGUGGGGGGGCAUUCUUGGCAUGGCAGGACUUGACGGUGGUGUUGCCAAUGCCAAGUUUGGCGGGGCACCAUAAACAUCGGCAGCCCAUGAAGAAGCUGCUGAAUAGGAUGAAUGGCUAUGCCCAACCGGGCCGCUUCAUGGCCAUUAUGGGUCCUUCUGGCUCCGGAAAAUCUACCCUUCUCGACUCUUUGGCAGGUAGAUUAGCGAGAAAUGUUGUCAUGACCGGGGAUAUUCUUCUCAACGGAAAGAAGAAGCAAAGGCUCGACCACGGUGUUGUAGCAUAUGUCACACAAGAAGAUGUCUUGUUAGGAACACUUACGGUCCGAGAAACCUUAACAUUCUCAGCUCAUUUACGGCUUCCUACAUACAUGACCAAACAUGAAGUUAAGGACAUCAUAGAGGGAACAAUCAUGGAAGUCGGGCUUCAAGAUUGCGCAGACCGUCGAGUCGGGAAUUGGCAGUCGAGAGGCAUAAGUGGUGGAGAAAAGAAACGUCUCAGCAUAGCCCUCGAGAUCCUUGUAAGGCCACGUAUACUUUUUCUUGAUGAACCUACUACCGGGCUCGAUAGCGCCGCGUCCUUCUUCAUCAUCCAAACUAUUAGGAAUCUUGCCCGCGAUGGAAGGACUGUCGUCUCAUCCAUACAUCAACCUAGUAGUGAAGUUUUCGCCCUUUUUGACGACCUUUGUUUGUUGUCCGGAGGCGAAACCAUUUAUCUCGGAGAAGCAAAAAUGGCAAUUAAGUUCUUCGCCGAAGCAGGAUUUCCCUGCCCGAGUCGAAGAAAUCCUUCGGAUCAUUUUCUCCGGUGCAUUAACUCAGAUUUCGACGUUGUGACAGCCACACUGAGAGGUUCACAGCGACAUCGAGAAACUAAUAUCACGACAGAUCCUCUAAUGAACGUUGCGACAGCAGAGAUUAAAUCAGUGCUUGUCGAGAAGUAUAAGCGCUCAGAGUAUGCUCGAAAGGCGAGGCUGAAGAUUCGAGAGAACUCUACCAUUCAGCUGGAAGGGCUUGAAAUCGAAACAAUUAAAGGCAGCCAAGCAAGAUGGUGGAAGCAACUUUCGACAUUGACACAACGAUCGUUCUUGAAUAUGUCUCGAGACAUCGGGUAUUAUUGGUCGCGGAUAAUUAUAUAUAUUAUCGUGGCGAUAUGCGUUGGGACUUUGUUUUACGACGUUGGGACCGGUUACACGGCUAUCUUUGCUCGGGGAGCUUGUGGUGGAUUUGUGACGGGAUUCAUGACUUUUAUGUCGAUCGGAGGAUUUCCAUCCUUCAUCGAGGAAAUGAAGGUAUUUAGUCGAGAAAGGCUCAAUGGAUACUACGGUGUGGCGGUGUUCAUCCUAUCGAAUUUCCUAUCGUCCUUUCCAUUCUUGGUCGCGGUGUCGGUCAUCACGGGGACUAUUACAUUCUACAUGGUUUUUAAGGCGGAGUUUUCGCGAUAUGUCUUCUAUUGUCUUAAUAUUUUCGGAAGCAUAGCAAUGGUAGAGAGUGUUAUGAUGAUUGUGGCUUCACUAGUUCCCAACUUCUUGAUGGGGAUCGUAUCCGGGGCCGGAGUUCUUGGAAUCAUGAUGAUGACUUCGGGCUUCUUCCGAUUACUCCCCGAUCUUCCUAAGCCGUUUUGGCGCUACCCGAUAUCAUACAUUGGCUAUGGGGCGUGGUCAUUGCAGGGAUCGUACAAGAAUGACAUGCUUGGACUAGUGUUCGACCCUCUAGUACCCGGUGAUCCUAAAAUUAAAGGCGAGGAUGUCAUAAGAAAAAUGUUCGGGAUAUCUCUAGACCACUCGAAAUGGCUAGAUUUGCUCGCGGUGUACAUCCUUAUUUUGUGCUAUAGACUUGUCUUCCUAAUUGUUCUCAAGGUAAAGGAAAGAAUCAUGCACUUCUUUCAGUCGAUUUACGCCGAGAGAGUAUUGGAUCAGUUCAAGAAACGACCUUCGUUUAAGAUGAGGACAUCCUUUUCGUCUUCGAAGAGGUACCAUUCAUUAUCUUCUCAAGAAGGCCUCGACUCUUCGAUACCGUAA